Molecule: messenger RNA, 2073 nt
Organism: Adineta ricciae
Lineage: Eukaryota; Metazoa; Rotifera; Eurotatoria; Adinetida; Adinetidae
Source: the annotation of a GenBank genome assembly
AUGUUUGCAAUAUUCUUAAAAAAUCAUUUCGUUAAAAUUAUUUUUCUUUGUUUGAAUAUUUAUGCGAUCAGCGAAUAUAGUGAUGAAUAUUCGAUAGAAAAUUCGGAAGGUGAAUACGAAAUACCAGAAUAUCUUUUAGAACAAUUGAAUGAUUGUUAUUCAGGUGAUACUUUUGCUUUUUCGAGCAUAUCAAAGAUGAUUUUGAACGAUCGAUUAGAAGAUGAUGUUUAUCAAUUUCAAUUUUCUUCGUCUAUGAAUGAUUUCCUUCGCAAACAGAUUCUAAUAGGUCAAUUGAACACUAUGAGUCAAAUCAGAAGUGCAAAGCUUUGUUUUUAUGGCGAAGAUGGUACGAAAGAAUACCAAUCCAGUCGACAUUCUCUUGGUCAUCAAUUUCAAAUCUCAGUCGAAGAAACAUUGACCUUUUCCUAUGCAACCUGUUGGUUACAAUUACAACCGAAUUCAGAUUUUCAUCCCGAUAGUCUUUUCUUCCACCUAUCAAAUCAUGAUGUUCACGUAUACAACGCAGACUUUCACAUUCGAUGGUUUAAUACUUCUCCCGAUACUUACGAACGCUCGAUUUUAAGUAUCAACGAUGAAAUUCCCGCCCCGACAAUAAUUGUCACACGCGGUGAUUUUAUUAACAUUACAAUCAUUAAUGAAUUAUCUGAGCCAACAGCAAUUCAUUGGCAUGGUCUAUCACAACGUCACAGUUUACAUAUGGAUGGUGUUCCAGGUGUAACGCAAUGUGAAAUUUUACCUGGUCAAUCAUUUAUUUACACAUUUUCUACGGAAGGUCAAUCAGGUACUUUUUGGUAUCAUUCUCAUUAUGCAAUGCAAUAUGGUGAUGGACUAAAAGGUGCUUUAAUUAUUAAAGAUCCAGACGAUCCAUGGAAAUCUUAUUAUCAAGAUGAAGAAGUUCUUCAAAUCACCGAUUGGUAUCAUGUUCCAGCUCAUAUUCUUUUACAAACGUAUUUAUAUCCCGGAACAUUAGAUCCCGUGCCUGAUACAAUUUUGAUAAAUGGUAUCGGACAAUAUGAUUGUGAUUCGAAUGGAGAAUGUCCGUAUUAUCGUACAUCGAUUUGUUCCGGUGAGACGAAACGAUUUCGAAUUAUUAACACAUCUGCAUAUGCGACAAUAACUUUGACGAUCGAUCAGCAUCGAAUGAGAUUAAUCGAAAGCGACGGAACUUAUCUAAACGGAAAGAAAUAUGUAGAAAGCCUUCGCUUAAGUCCCGGACAAAGAUAUUCAGUAUUGAUUACGACAAAGAAAACUUUCAAGAACAGUUUUUGGAUACGAGCAACAAUACAUCCAUUUGUAGAUUACAAUGAUCAAUAUACAUCUGUAAUUCAUCCGACUGUGCAAGCGAUUUUAGAAUACUUUGACGAAGAUGGAAAUAAGCUGACUUCGAUUUUUGAAGGAUCGAAUGAAUAUUUGUCGAUCAUUAAUCAAUCAAUUAGUUUUGGACAAACUUUUAGUGAUGAAGUGAAUUUGAUUCCGAUGAAGUCAAAUGUCCCGACGAACGGAAAUGUAAGAAGAUUCUUUUUAGAUUCGCAGCACAAAGGUAGUCAACCAGGAUUUUUUUACAUCAAUAAUCAUACAUUUGUUCAUCCGACAAGUCAAAUGAUGUUGGCAUCAAUUGUCUAUGAUAAGAUGAAUGACUUACAACUUUCUCAAUUCAUCCGUGUCGAAAAUGAUAACAUUGUCGAUCUGGUUAUUAAUAAUAUUGAUUUUGCACCACAUCCAUUUCAUCUUCACGGCCAUCAUGUUUGGAUAUUAGCUCAAGGAAAUCGAAAGGAGGGUUAUAUUAACGAAACGACAAUCGAUGAUGUCAAAUUGAAUUUGAAGAAUCCAAUUUAUCGAGAUACAUUUACGAUUAAUCCGUAUUCUUAUGCCAUUGUUCGUUUUAAAGCAAACAAUCCAGGCAUAUGGAUGUUACAUUGUCAUAAUGAUUGGCAUUUACAACUCGGAAUGGCUUCAGUCAUCAUUGAGUCACCCGAACUCGUCAAAGACUUUUAUUCGAAACAUAAUCUGAUUGAUUGUAUCCCUGAAUAUUGUAAACAUCAUUUGAUGUGA